AUGGCUUCAAAGCUGUUCCUAAAUACUCUGAACAUGGAGAAUAGACGAUUUAACAAACGAGAGAUGUGUGGGUUUCACGGGACCGUCCGUGGGACGUUGCUCUGCAGUCGAGUGAUGGGACUAUUACCACUCAGUGGGCUUACUUGUCCCACUAGUCAUAAAUUAAGGUUCACGCUCCGCUCUCCGUACACGAUGUUCUACGCGAUCAGUCUCUUUGGGCAGGUAUUGAUGUUCAUCAUGACUUUCUGCUGGGUUGUGCUGAACGGUAUCUCCUUGGCGAAUAUGACGAAUUCCAUAUUCAACACAUCUAGUUUAGUAUCAGUUUUGAUACUGAUGCACAUCGGUCGGUGCUGGCCUGCACUAGUAGCGAAGGUGGAGUCCAUCGAGUGCAAACUACCUCCGUUCACGAGGAACGUCGGGGUUAUGAGCAAUAUUACUACGAUAUUUAUUUUCACUGCUGCUGUAGUGGAACAUCUUUUGUCAGUAUACUAUGGAUUAAAAGUGGCGUGUGCCUGCGACAUUAAUAAUGUUGGUGAGACUUAUUUUCGGUUCAGCAUGCCGUGGAUUUUUGAUUAUACACCUUAUGCUGCGUGGAAAGGAGCUCUUAUUGAGGUACAACUAUUUAGUUUAAAUAAGAUAAGAUGA
This is a messenger RNA of Spodoptera littoralis (African cotton leafworm), 645 nucleotides long. Lineage: Eukaryota; Metazoa; Arthropoda; Insecta; Lepidoptera; Noctuidae. The record is from the annotation of a GenBank genome assembly.